AUGUCACACUGUGUGCGACCUAUGUGCGAACUGUGUGCGAACUGUGUGCGAACUGCCGAGUUGACGGACUACGAGGCCGGGCUCACCGUCGUCGGCAGCUUCGCGACCGUCGAGGAGUUCUGCCGCUACUUCAACUGGCUCAAGCCGCCCUCGCACCUCGAGCGCAACUCGAACUACCACCUCUUCAAGUCCUGCAUUAAGCCGAUGUGGGAGGACCCCGCGAUCGCGAACGGCGGCAAGUGGGUGCUCACAAUGAAGAACAACCCGCAGCUGCUCGACCGCUGCUGGAACUGGCUCGUCAUGGCGCUCGUCGGCGAGGAGCUCGAGGAGGGGCACGACGAGAUCUGCGGCGCGGUUCUCAGUCUGCGAACGUGGACCGCAUCCAGGUGUGGACGCGUGGGAAGGACGAUGUGCAGCGCCUGA
This is a messenger RNA of Schizophyllum commune H4-8, 423 nucleotides long. Its product is annotated as translation initiation factor eIF4e. The transcript has 2 exons. Lineage: Eukaryota; Fungi; Basidiomycota; Agaricomycetes; Agaricales; Schizophyllaceae. Gene Ontology annotation, molecular function: translation initiation factor activity; RNA 7-methylguanosine cap binding. Gene Ontology annotation, biological process: translational initiation. Gene Ontology annotation, cellular component: eukaryotic translation initiation factor 4F complex. The coding region runs from base 1 to 423 and encodes 140 amino acids. The record is from RefSeq and is a predicted model, not a curated record.